AUGGCGGGCCCAAAGAGGGCUGCGUUCGCCGAGGAGAGCGCCGAAGUCGAGGUGCUGUACGCGAACCUGUCCAAGAUGAAGAGCUUGACCAAGAAGAUCCAAGCUUCCAUGAGCCGUCUCGAGACCAGUGGAAAGACGGUCGAAGAGGCAAUUGGGCCCAUCUAUGGAAACACUCAGAAACUCCAGACAACCAAUGCAAACAUCGAUCGCGUUAUCAUGGCCAUCGACAGGAUCCGCGAGCCCCUGGACAUGCGCAACAGAGAAGAGCAGGUCCUACGCUCAAGCCCUCAGGCUGUGGGCUUGACCGAAUACAUAGCAUCCAUCGAUCGCACCCGCCAGGCUCUGCGUGACCUGAAGCAGUCUAAUCUCCGCUCCAAUCAGCAAGCCAUCUCUGAACUUAACGGCCUGUUGAGUGUUGGUAGCCGGCAACUCGAGGACGUCUUCCAGAGCACCCUUCGCGAAGGACUAGCUCCAGUCGAGCCUCUCCACUUCAUCACCAAGAACAUCGAUUUUCCUCGUAUCUCACCCAGCAAGACGACUCUUCUACGAACCAUUAAUGCACACGCAUCAUCAUCCGCUUCCGAGCUUGCUCAAGGCGAUUCGAGAGGUACACCAACCGCCAAAAUCUAUGCCGAAAUACGAGGCCAAUACAUCACUUCAAGUUUGCAAAACAUGGCCGCCGCCUGUCUGGCAACUGCUCGGAAACAGAAUCCAAGCACUGCUACAGUCUACAAGAAAGGAGAUAAUGCUAUUGGCAUGUAUGCUGCAGGUAUCAAAGGCAUGUUCAUUGCAGAGUACGACAAUAUCUGCCCUGUCUUUGACCGUGAAGAGUGGGGUCAGGUCCUGACAAUGACCUGCCAGGGCGCUCUGAAGGCUUUUGCUGCCACUCUGAGGGAUCUCGAUCGACAUGUCAAGGACAACAUUACAAGCGACUGCUUCCUAGCAUACGAAAUCAUCGAAGUCGUAUCAAACACUGCUAUUGAGAUUGAGAGCAAAACAGGAGAGUUGAAGAAUGAGGUGGCUGAUACUUUGAGGCCCACACGAGAAACCGCGAAGUCAUCCCUCUCAGCACUUCUGACAGACGUGCGGAACAGAGUGCAGCAGAUGAUGCAACUACCCUCCGACGGGUCUGCAAUACCCCUAACCUCGGAGAUGAUGACCCGAUUACAGGCAAUGACCAGCUUCUUGGUACCCUUGUCGUCUAUCUUGACAUCUCUUGGAAAGGGCGGUUGGUCCGCGCCAGGGCCUGCAGUAUCGAGCAGCUCUAUACCUACCCUCAAAUCUUUCGAUGUUGGCGCAGACGGCCGCAAGCUGUUUGCAGACUAUGCUGCAGACACCAUACACACGCUCCUGUCGAACCUGGAGGUGCGUUCUCAAUCUCUGCAGAAGGGCAAGGGUGUGCAAGGCGUCUUCUUGGCAAACAACAUCGCCAUCAUUGAUCGCAUGAUUCGAAGCUCUGAACUCGGCCCCUUGUUGGAACCCGCACAGCCCAAGAUCGAGGCCUGGCGCGUCAAAGCGACUAAGCAUUACAUGACCACCUGGAACGAGGUAUCAGCUUAUCUACUGGAUGUACAGUACACCAACCGUGGUCCCCGUCCUCCCAGCACAGGAACGGCGGUCGAUUCAGCAGCAUUCGUAAAGGCACUAUCGUCGAAGGAGAAGGACGCGAUGAAGGAAAAGUUCCGCGGCUUCAACACAUCAUUUGACGAGAUGGUUGCCAAGCACAAGUCCUACAAGAUGGAGAAGGAGGUCAAAAUCUCACUCGCAAGGGAUGUCCAGAGGCUCAUCGAGCCACUCUACGGUCGUCAUUGGGACAGGUACCACGAGAUUGACAAGGGUAAGGGCAAGUAUGUCAAAUACGACAAGACGCAGCUCAACGCAGUGCUCACGAAUCUGGGGUAA
Molecule: messenger RNA, 1902 nt
Organism: Aureobasidium uvarum
Lineage: Eukaryota; Fungi; Ascomycota; Dothideomycetes; Dothideales; Saccotheciaceae
Source: the annotation of a GenBank genome assembly